AUGGCAGGAGAGAAUCAGACCAAUGACUUUGAGUUCUUCCUCUGGGGCCUCUCUGAGAAGCCAGAACAGCAGCGUGUCCUCUUCCUGCUGUUCCUGUGGAUGUAUGUGGUCACUGUGGUUGGGAACCUGCUCAUUGUCCUGGCCAUUGGCACUGACACACACCUCCACACUCCCAUGUACUUCUUCCUGGCCAGCUUGUCCUGUGCAGACAUCCUUUUCACCUCCACCACCGUCCCCAAGGCCCUGGUGAACAUUCAGACUCAGAGCAGAUCCAUCUCCUAUGCAGGAUGCAUGACUCAGCUCUAUUUCUUCUUGACCUUUGGAGACAUGGACAUUUUCCUCCUGGCCGCAAUGGCCUAUGACCGCUAUGUGGCCAUCUGCCAUCCUCUCCAUUACAUGAUGAUCAUGAACUACCGGCGCUGCACUCUCAUGGUGACUGCCUGCUGGACUCUCACCAAUCUUGUGGCUAUGACCCACACCUUCCUCAUAUUCAGACUUUCCUUCUGCUCCAAGAAGGUCAUUCCUGACUUCUUCUGUGAUCUGGGACCCCUGAUGAAGGUGUCUUGCUCAGAUACCCAGGUUAAUGAAUUUGUGCUCCUCUUCCUGGGGGGAGCAGUCAUUUUAAUCCCCUUCAUACUCAUUCUGGUCUCUUAUAUCCGCAUUGUUUCAGCCAUCCUCAGACUUCCCUCUGCCCAGGGAAGACGCAAAGCCUUCUCUACAUGCGGUUCCCACCUUGCUGUUGUCGCCCUGUUCUUUGGGACGGUAAUCAGGGCUUAUCUGUGUCCCUCAUCUUCUUCCUCCAAUUCAGUGGAGGAGGACACAGCAGCCGCUGUUAUGUACACAGUGGUGACUCCUCUGCUGAACCCCUUCAUUUACAGCCUGAGGAACAAGGACAUGAAGGGUGCGCUGGGGAGACUUCUCAGGGGCAAAGUCUCCUUCUCAUUGUACUAG
This is a messenger RNA of Elephantulus edwardii (Cape elephant shrew), 951 nucleotides long. Its product is annotated as olfactory receptor 1P1-like. Gene Ontology annotation, molecular function: olfactory receptor activity; G protein-coupled receptor activity. Gene Ontology annotation, cellular component: membrane. NCBI's taxonomy places the organism in Eukaryota, Metazoa, Chordata, Mammalia, Macroscelidea, Macroscelididae. The transcript has a single exon. The coding region runs from base 1 to 951 and encodes 316 amino acids. The record is from RefSeq and is a predicted model, not a curated record. Gene Ontology annotation, biological process: G protein-coupled receptor signaling pathway.